AUGCGGUUCUCCUGCCUUCCCACCGUCCAUGCUCGCAAGCGGCGAUCCUUCUGGGUGUACUAUCGUACAAAUGCGAGUCCGUUGUGCCUCUGUCUGCCACUCCCGCCAGGCCCUGUCUUCGCCGUCCUUCUCGCGCUAUGGCUGCUCUCGGGCGUGGCGUUCGCGGCGUGGCUCUGCUACUCGACGCACGCGACGUACCUCGGCGAUCGCUACCGCCGCCUCGACACGUGGUGCUACGAGCGCGCCAAGCUCUUCGAGCAGCACACGCUCACCACCGUCAGCCAGAUUCGGACUCUGGCGGGGCUGGCGUCGGUGAUGGGCAACCCGAGGGGCCACGGCAACCGGACGUGGGACAGGUGCCUUACGGAGCAGCGCUGGAUCUCCUACCUCAACAAGACCAAAUAUUCCCGACCGGGGGACACGGGCGCCAUGGUGUGCCUCUUCGUCACAGAUGCAGAGAGGCCUGCCUUCGAGAGGUUCUACGGCGGCCCCAUUCUCGACACCACACUGUCGCCACGGCAGAAGGAGCCUAUGUACUGUCCCAAGCUGCUGGAGCUGCACACCUUCCGGCAGGGGAUCAUUUUGCUCAUUGACCUCAUGCAGCGCGGGGCUGCAGAGCUCUCCUACAUGCGCAGGACGGGCGACAUUGUCUUCAGCCGUGUCGUGCCCAUCGCGGACCUCUCUCUCAACAUCACCGGCUUCGCCGUUGGGCUGCCCAUCUUCCAGCAUGCGCUGCCACCGAAUCCCACGGAGCAGCAGGCGGAGGAGGCGGUGCUGGGCGCAGCUGGGGCGAAUGUGGACCUAGGGUCCAUCGCCCGCCACGUGCUGCAAAACGUCUUCUCGCCAGACCCCAGCAUCACAUUCGAGGUGUAUGACAUCACGGACCCCCGUGGCCCCACAAUGAUCUACGGCCCGGGGCCCCGCUGUGUGUACUACCGUGACCGUGACAUCCUGCCCUUCACCGGCAUCUCCCCCCCCAACAUCACGCGCCCCUGGGAGGAGCGAUCUGUCGUGCCGCUCGACCUGCUCGGGGCCCGCCUGCGGCGCUACCAAGUGUGGUGCCGUUACGUGGAGGCACCAAGCUCAUGGCUCUCCUGGGGCGUGCCCUUCCUCUGGGCGGCUCUCGCUCUCAUGGUCACAGCGCUGGUGGCGGCGGUGGCGUGGCAGCAGGGGGUGGGGUACGUGCGCAGCGAGGAGAGCAUGACAGCGGCGGACCAGUUGAGAGCGAAGGCUCGGGCAGCGGAGCGGUCGAAGUGCUCGUUUGUGGCGUCCAUGUCGCACGAGCUGCGCACGCCCAUGCUCGGCAUCGUGGGGCUGCUCGAUGCUCUCGAGGACCGCCGCCUCUCUGCCGCCCAGCUGCACGACGUGCGGGUGGCACGUGCUUCCGCGUACGACACGGUGCGCCUCGUCAACCGCGUGCUCGACCUCUCCAAGCUCGAGGCGCGCCGCAUGCCGCUCUGCUGCUCGCCCUUUCACCCGCACGCCUGGCUCGAGGAGGUCGUGCUGGGCUAUUGUGAGCGGGCGUGGGACAAGGGCAUCGAGGUGGCGGGCAUGGUGGAUACAGGAGUACCUGUUGUGUUGCAUAUGGACACCAUGCGACUCUCACAAGUACUCAACGAGCUCAUAGACAACGCGAUGUGCAACACAGCGAGUGGGCACGUGCUGGUGCGCGUGUCCGUGUGCCCCACUGCUACCUCCCUGGAGGACUUCAUUCGCCACCACCUCCGUGAGCGCUGCUUUGUUAUCACCCUUCACUCACUCAACUCCCCCUCUCCCUCUCUCUCUAGACUGAAGCUGCGUUUUUGCCUGCCAUUCACUGCUCUCGCCGUGCGACUCACUUUCCUUGUUACGCCAUGCGACACUCACUGUUCCUCCCUUCCCACUCUCUCCCCCCCCCUUCCCCCCCCACCUCCCGUCCCCUACCCGCCCUUGUUUCGUUCCUCACAACUCUUCCCUGCUGCCUUCCUUGGAUCCCUCUCCUGCACCCGACUAUCAGACGCCCCGCUCCACCACCACACUCCUCCGCCACCGCACCCCUGGUCCCUCUCCUGGUUGGCCUGCCUGCACACACACCUGGGGCUCCUUGUCCGUAGAGCAGCUGCGGUGUGCUGGGGGGAGCAAAUGGAGGAUCAGGGAGUGCCAUAUGAUCGUGAGGGGAAUGAAGAGCUCUCACAACCCACAUAUGACGCACACACAGCCGUUGCAGUGCUGGGAGAGGAGGAGCAAGUGGGAGACGUGAGGGGUGAGGGUGAAGGGGAUGGCUCUGGGUGGAGGAGCAGCGGCGGCGGUGGAGAGGAGAUGCAGCUGGUGCUGUCGUGUGUCGACACGGGCUGUGGGUUUGAUGCAUCGUGGGAGGAGCUUUCAGAAUUCAAGGGGCGAUCGGAGAGUGGAGGAGCAGGCCUGGGGUUUGUGCUCGUGCACCAGCUGCAGCAGUGGGCUCACUCGCUGAUGCUGCCCUCUCCUCACCUGCUCUCGUUAUCCUCCGUCCCCAUGUUCCAAAUCCGCACCAUGCGCCACCAGUGCCUGCCACCAUACCACCAUGCACCGUCCCUUCUUUCUCUCCUCCCAGCGCCUUGCUUGCACCUCUCGCGCCUUCUACUCGCACCUUCCUCUCAAACGCUCACAUCGCACCUUCUGACAUUACCUCACCUCACCAUACGUUACGUUCAUUGUGUUGACGCCCCUGCAUGUGCUGCUGCUAGAUACCGCGUUUCGCCACAUUCACAUUCUCGUCACAAGGGCAGGCGGGAAAGAGAGCCGCGGAAGGUGGAGGCGAGGGGCCAUGCAGAGUGCACGAGGGGCAUAGAGGGAGUGGCUGUGGGCGUGGUGGGGCCGGAAGGCAGCACGAGGGAGCUCACGGCGCUCAUGCUGGCGGGUCUCGGAGCACACGUGCACUUGCUGCCCUGCGCUCAGGACUCACUGCAAGGCGCUGACGCCCGUGCUGCUGAGACGGGGACAAGCGGUGCGGAGGGGAGCUGCGAGGAUGCAGCGAGGGCACAGGGGGGGUUGGAGGAGGUGAGAGAUGGCGUGUGCAGAGGGAGUGGCUUGUGUGGUCACGCGGGUGGGGGGGUCACGGAGGAGGGGGGAGGGGAAGGUGGUGCGGGAGAGGUAGGGGAUGACGAAGUGGGCAGGGAGGGGAUGCCGUGCGUGGUGGUGGUGAGCGAGGAGGAUGCAUGGUGGCAGCAUGGAAGGAGAGCAGCAGCUGGCAUGCGCUGGGACAGUGAGCCUGAUGCGAGUGGGAGGGCUCACCACCACGGUGGGCAUGCGGAUGGUAAGGGCAGAUGCGCGGGUGUGGUGGUGCUGGCGCCGGGUGAGGCAGCAGCAUGGCAGGCAGCAACAGUGGGGCUUGUGAGGCGCUGCAUGGCAGCACACAGGGGUGGGGGGCGAGAGGCGUGGGGUGGGGAGGAAGGGGUGGAUGGGGAAGCAGGGAGAGAAGAGGGAGUGGAGGGAGGGGGUGGAUGGGCAGGGAGGCGGUUACAGGGAAUAGAGGAGAGCCCCACGUUAGAAAGGCAGCUCUGCUGGGACAGAGUGGCAGGGAUCGUCAUUCUUUCCACGUACGCUGCUGGAUCCUCAGGGGAGGUGGGGGCCGAGGUGGAGAGGGGGAACCAGUGGGAGGGGGAAGAUGGGGAAAGGGGGGAUGAGUGGGAGGGUGUGGAUGCAGAGGAGGGGGGAGAUGAGAGGAAGUGGGGGGACGAGGGGGACGAGGGGGAGGGUGGGGACGAGGGGGUGUUGGGCGAUAAGGGGGGCGAUGAGGGGGGCGAUGAGGGGGGCGAUGAGGGGGGCGAUGAGGGGGGCGCUGGGGACUGGAGGAGAAGGGUUGAGGACAGCAGUAGAAGUGCAGGAGAGGGAGAGCAGGUGGAGGUAUGUGGUGAUGAAGGGCGGGCAGGGAGCGUUGGUGGAACGAGGCAAGCAUCGACCGAUUCGUGUUCUGCUGCUUCUGUAGCCUCGCCACCACCCAGCACUGCAUCUGCCGGCGCUGCUGCUCCCCGUGUGGUGGUGUGCUGCCGCCCGCUGCUCUCCCACCGCCUGCUGCUCGCCGUGCAGUUGGCAGCAUAUGGAGUGGAUUUCAAGAGUGUAUACCCUGGCCAUGUGGGGUACGAGUCGCAGGAGAGCCCUGAGCCUGCCCGUCAAACACAGCAGGGGAGCGACAUGCAGCAGCAGAGUUUAGACAUGCAGAGUAGUAAAGCAGGGUGUGAUGAGAGAAGCGACGAGCAGCAGCAGCAUGGCAGCGGCAGUGGCAGUGAUGAGAUGGGGGAUGAAGCAGGGCGUGGUGAGGCCAGGCAGGGUGGCAGUGUGGGGGGUGAGAUGAGCGACUGUGCUUCAAAGGACCUGAGUGGGCGCACAGUGGGGAGGAGCGUGAGCAUGCAUGCUGCAAGCUUGGCAACAGUUAAUUCUCCUAGUUGCACUGCAGGACGGAGGGUAGCAUCAGAGGCAGCAGCAGGGGGGUCAGGGGGGGUGGUGGCGGGGUGGCGGGUGCUGGUGGUGGACGACACGGCAGUGAACUUGCCAGUGGCCCGCCGCACGCUCACCCGCUGCGGCGCCACCGUCAGCACGGCGGGCAGCGGGGAGGAGGCGGUGUGGCUGGUGGCGGCGGCUGUGAGUGCGGCAAGCGAUGGCGCGGCAAGCGAUGGCGCGGCGGCGCAUGGCAGCGCUGUGCUGGAUGUGGUGCUCAUGGACCUGCAGAUGCCCGCCAUGGACAAGUCAGUCGUGCCCAGCGGUGGUGAGCGGUGGCAUGGAUGGGUGAGUGGUGAUGAGUGGGUGAGUGGUCAUGAGCGGUAUGCCAUGGAUGGGUGA
Molecule: messenger RNA, 4794 nt
Organism: Closterium sp. Naga37s-1
Lineage: Eukaryota; Viridiplantae; Streptophyta; Zygnematophyceae; Desmidiales; Closteriaceae
Source: the annotation of a GenBank genome assembly